GACUUGCAAUGUUAAGCUAUUCAGACUGAUUUACCUAUUUAAAUUACCCGCAAAAUUUUAGCUGAAUCAAAUCACAAAAAGCACCUCGAUUAAAGCUACUACAGCAGGACAGGGGGAUUUCAAUCGAUAUCCUAUGACUGUAAGGCAACAGCUGUAACCACUAUAUUACCCACUGUCCAACUCUUAUAUUACAAAUCUUCAAAUAAUGCUUAUUUAAAUUUACAGUUUGUAUCAUAAUGGUGUAAAUUCCUUUAAGAUCAUGCUAAGCGAGCAAAAUUUUUCCUGUUUGCAGGGCCCUUUUUUAUAUUUGUGUUACCAAAUGCAAAUUAAAUAAGCCAAAAGAUGCUUGUGGUUUGCCAAGGUGGGGGGGGUAAGUCUUAAGCAAACUGCAUAUAAAUAAAUGAUGUAUGCGCUGUCACUUUAAUUGGGGAGGGACUUUGCAUAUCUUAGUGGGCAUGGCACAGUGCCACCGCAGCCAAUCAGGAGGCAGGCGCGCGGCCAUUGGUUCGUCUCCACCGAGCGCUCGACUCUGUCUGCGAGGGGGUUACAAUUUGUACUCCGCUCGUCCAUUCAAGUCCUGUAGUCAGCAAAACGGCCCGGCGCGAACAAGCGCCGCGUCCGACUCCGGCGAGCAUCGCGUAGCGCUGAGCGCCCGCAGGAGAGAGAGGCGGCCUGGCGGCCCCCACUGCAGCAGUACUAAAUCUAGGUCUGUCAGCGGGCGAGCGCUGGAGAGAGAGAGAGAGAGAGAGAGGGAGAGAGAGAGAGGGUGGGACAGAGAGAGGAAGAGAGAGAGCGGGAGGCAGCACGAGCCAAAGGAGGAGCAAGGGAGCGGGCGAUCAAUGUGUUUCCAUAGCCUCCGAUAAUGGGGAGUCAAAGGGACCCUCCAGCCCUGGAUGAAACUUAAAAAAAAAAAAAAAAGGCAAAUAAACAGCUUUUUUGGUCGUGACUCCCAGCGAGGAAGAGAAGAAAAGCAGAAGAAGUGAAUUUGCAUUGGAAAAGGUGAAAGGAAGAGGGUCCGAGCACCGGGCUCGACUCUGCUCCCACCCGGAGUUGGCGCUUCUUUUUUUCCCCUCUUCCUCCCGGUUUCUUCUUGAAUGCCCUGUCGGCACGUCCCCCCACUGCUCGGCAGGUGAACAGACUCAUGGUCGAUGCCAAGGGACGGAACAUGAAAUGUCUGACUUUCUUCUUGAUGCUUCCAGAGGCAGUGAAGGGCAGGUCCAGCAAAGGGGCCAAAAAGGGCAGCCCGUCCAGCUCCAAGUUGGCUCCUGUCUGCUAUGAGAUCAUCACCUUAAAAACCAAGAAGAAGAAGAAGAUGUCUGCAGAGGUCUUUCCUGCCAAGAAGGUGCCGGCCGGCACGGCGGUCCAGCAGUACCAGCAGCAGCAGAACCUCAACAACAACAACACGGUGCAGAGCUGCAGCUGGCAGGGACUCUACUCCACCAUACGGGAGAGGAACGCCGUGAUGUACAACAACGAGCUGAUGGCAGAUGUGCACUUUGUGGUCGGAGCCCACGGGAGCACCCAGCGGCUGCCUGGACACAGGUACGUGCUGGCCGUGGGCAGCUCUGUGUUCCACGCAAUGUUCUACGGGGAGCUCGCCGAGGACAAAGAUGAGAUCAGGAUCCCUGACGUGGAGCCGCCAGCGUUCCUGGCCCUGCUCAAGUACAUUUACUGCGAUGAGAUCGACUUGAGCGCCGACACGGUACUGGCGACCCUCUACGCUGCUAAGAAGUACAUUGUGCCCCACCUGGCUCGAGCCUGCGUCAACUUCCUGGAGACGAGCCUAAGCGCCAAGAACGCUUGCGUACUGCUGUCGCAGAGCUGCCUCUUCGAGGAGCCUGACCUGACGCAGCGCUGCUGGGAAGUCAUCGACGCCCAGGCCGAGUUGGCGCUCAAGUCUGAGGGCUUCUGUGACAUCGACUCGCGCACACUGGAGAGCAUCCUGCAGAGGGAGACGCUCAACGCCAAGGAGAUGGUGGUCUUCGAGGCGGCUCUCAACUGGGCCGAGGCCGAGUGCCAGCGCCAGCAGCUGACUUUGUCCAUGGACAACAAGCGCAAGGUUCUCGGCAAGGCCGUCUACCUGAUCCGCAUUCCCACCAUGGCGCUGGACGACUUUGCCAAUGGCGCCGCCCAGUCUGGCGUGUUGACACUCAACGAGACCAACGACAUCUUCCUGUGGUACACGGCGGCCAAAAAGCCGGACCUGCAGUUCAUCAGCCAACCCAGAAAGGGCCUGGUGCCGCAGCGCUGCCACCGCUUCCAGUCGUGUGCCUACCGCAGCAAUCAGUGGCGAUACCGGGGCCGUUGUGACAGCAUCCAGUUUGCUGUCGACAAGCGCAUCUUCAUCGCCGGCUUCGGCCUCUACGGCUCGAGCUGCGGCUCGGCCGAGUACAGCGCCAAGAUCGAACUCAAGAGGCAAGGUGUUGUCUUGGGCCAGAACCUGAGCAAGUACUUCUCAGAUGGGUCUAGCAACACGUUCUCAGUGUGGUUUGAGUAUCCGGUGCAGAUCGAGCCGGACACUUUCUACACGGCCAGCGUGGUCCUGGAUGGGAACGAGCUCAGUUACUUUGGCCAAGAGGGCAUGACGGAAGUCCAGUGUGGGAAGGUCACCUUCCAGUUCCAGUGCUCCUCGGACAGCACCAAUGGUACCGGCGUGCAAGGGGGGCAGAUCCCAGAGCUCAUCUUCUAUGCCUAGCACCUCCAGCUUGGAUAACACCCAGUCUUCUCCUUCUAGUUUUUCCCGAGAUGUUUCCUUUUCCUUAAGACCUUAGACUCUUCUUUUUCUUUCUCGGCCAGACCCAUGGUAUUAUGGACCUUGGCGAUAAUUUCAUGCUGGACAUCCUGGGUGUGGCAUGUCGGCCCAUCUACCUUUGAACAGCCAUCGUUCCUCUAACGUUUGCUGUCUGUCAAAUCCUAAGCAUGGAUUUUCUGGUUCUUCUCACAGCACUGUGCAUAACGGCUUUACUCGUCGUAGUCCUAAAACGAGUCACGUGACCUUGAUAUAUUCUGGACUGGUACACCCUCAUUUCUCAUCACAGAAUUCAGACGUCUUGCUAUUAAAUCAGUUUGCCUUGAAUAUGUGUAUGUCGAAAGGCAAUAGCCAAUGCAUAGCAUUCACUGUUAAUGGUUACGAUGAUGCUCUACUCAGAAACAAUAGAUCUGUUGCAGGAAAUGGCAAAAGACUCGAUAAGCACUGGGUACUCCACUGUGUCAUACUUGUGUGUAUGUCAACAUAAAUGUCUAAGUAUGAAAUAUAUACAGUAUAUAAUUUGGUGAGGCGAGCUGCACCAGAACUGGCACUUAAAACUGAUGAAACAAUCUUGUGUGAUGAUAAUCGAGUCAGUCUGGUGCCUUUAUUAACGAUAAAGCUUAUUUACAGAUUGACAAUGUAAAACUACGGAUUCACACUACCAUAAGCAAAAAAUGUCAAUCCCUGCUAUCAUGAAAAUAUAACACAAACAUUAUGAUGCGAUUGUAAAAGUACAAUUUUGUUGCUAUGUCAGAGGAAUGGGAUAGUUUGAUUAAUGUGUUUUUUGACUACCUGAAUAUCAGGCUGACAUCCCAAGCCAUGGUCAGCUAAGCAGAAGCAGCGUCUAUAUAUGGAACAUUUAGACGUAAAUCCCCUUAUUAGGAACUAGUAUUAUAAAUAGGUGGAAGAGGGCACAUAAGACAGACUCUGAUGUUUCUGGAGACAUCUGUAAUCUCGUCUGAUUUUCAGCAGAGCUGGGAACCACUGAGGACACAAACUGUCUUCUUUAUGUUUCUUCCGAUAGUUCUGUCCUCUGCGAAUGAGGGUUGCGACAAUGACUCCUGGUGUAGUCAAAUUAAACUUAUUAAACCUUAUUUUAAAAUGUGCCAACUGGACUGCAGCAGAGCUGCUGUAACUGUAAUGAAGUCGGCUCCUGGAUGACUAAGGACCAAGGACCGAUCCCCUUGGUGCUUGCAUGAUAAGUGUGGGAAAUGUACAUGCGGCCUCAUCAGAUCCUCACCCGCAAGCUUUGGGCUGAUUCCUUCACGCUUAAACACCUUUUAAGGAAGCUCUUAUGAAAACACUAUCUGCCACUUGUUCAGAGUGCCGGUGUGUGUCCGCGAAGCUUCGGCAUGCCACGCCACUGUGUCUCAGUCCUAAUUGUGGGUUUUCACCACCCUUUGAAAUUGAAAUUGUGACCGAAAGUGGAGUAAUGCACACGGGGAGGAAAUUCAAAUUAACCUGUGCUCAGCGCAGACGGAGAUGUGAACGGACAAAUGUGAGUGUUGUGAUUUUUAUUUAUUUAUUUUUUAAGCUCAGCGGUGGAACAGUCCCUGAAAGGUGAACGAUCCACAUUCCUUUACUGCGUGCUACUUGAGUUUAUUAUUUUUCUAAACACUAAGUCUUGUUGUGCAGCAUUGAACACAUCAGUAUGUACAGAGGUUAAAAAAAAUAUAUUGAUUGUAAGUAUAUUUUUUUCCUUAUGUGAAAAGAUACAUUUUCGGUGAAUGCUGAGAACGUGGCGAAGCCCCGCCACGCCAUCCUUGUGCGUAAGUGCGCCGACUGACACGUGAAUGUGUAAGAUAUUAGCAAAGAGAAAAUAAAACUGA
Messenger RNA from Scleropages formosus (Asian bonytongue), 4578 nucleotides. Its product is annotated as BTB/POZ domain-containing protein 3. Gene Ontology annotation, biological process: dendrite morphogenesis; neurogenesis; cerebral cortex development. NCBI's taxonomy places the organism in Eukaryota, Metazoa, Chordata, Actinopteri, Osteoglossiformes, Osteoglossidae. The record is from RefSeq and is a predicted model, not a curated record. The coding region runs from base 1142 to 2695 and encodes 517 amino acids. Gene Ontology annotation, molecular function: protein binding. The transcript has 4 exons. Gene Ontology annotation, cellular component: cytosol.